Messenger RNA from Penicillium vulpinum, 1629 nucleotides. RefSeq lists its product as uncharacterized. The record is from RefSeq and is a predicted model, not a curated record. The transcript is spliced from 5 exons. Gene Ontology annotation, biological process: carbohydrate transport; transmembrane transport. Gene Ontology annotation, cellular component: membrane. Lineage: Eukaryota; Fungi; Ascomycota; Eurotiomycetes; Eurotiales; Aspergillaceae. Gene Ontology annotation, molecular function: carbohydrate:proton symporter activity. The coding region runs from base 1 to 1629 and encodes 542 amino acids.
AUGGCACUCAAGGCACUCAAGGCAAAGCUGGCAGAAUCGACAAUUGGCCACUAUGUCGAAAGCAUCAAAUCAUGCCCUCGUGAAAUUAUCGAUAGUAGGCGGCUUUUUUUAUCGGCCGCCAUGUACGCGACGUCGGCACUUCCAAUUACUUGGGACCAAGGCUCCUCUUCCGUGAUCUCAUCACUUCCUGGUUUCCAGAAUGCCUUCGGAAUCACAUCAGCCACGCAUCCCACCGAAGUCUCGAACUUCAUUUCAUUUGUCUAUAUUGGUGCCGGCGUGGGCGCUGCCCUUUCAUACUUCCUCAACGAUCGUAUUGGACGUCUGUGGUCUUUCCGCUGGUACAUGGUCAUAUGGAUCAUGGGCCAGGUGAUAGCUACAUUUUCUUCCGGUAAUAUUCGAGCUUUGUAUGCAGCGCGCAUAGUGUCGGGUCUCGGAAUCGGCGCUCUUACAGUCAUCGGCCCCGUCGGUAUUGUCGAGAUCGCACCAAGUGAAAUGCGAGGACUGCUUUCGGCGUGGUUCAGCGUGGUAAUGCUCUUGUCGCCGACGUUGUCUGUUUUUGUGGUCAUGGGUGUUUAUCUUCAUAUCGCUAGUAGCUAUCUGCAAUAUCAGGUCGUGUUCUUUGUGCCGACUAUUAUUGUGGCUUUGAUCAUUCUCGGGAGUUUCUUUUUAUCCGAAAGUCCACGGUGGCUAUUCCUCGUCAACAGAUCCGAGGAAGGCAUCGAAGCUCUGGUGGCACUACGCGGGCUGCCUGCUACCCAUCCAUAUCCGAAACCAGAUCGAGUAACAACAAAGAUUCGAACAGAGUGGCUCGCGGUCAACACUCGUGGAAUUGUGCAGGGAGACCUUCCUCGUGCCAUCGAACCUACGCCGGGUUCAACAGACAUUGAUAUCCUACGCACUCGCACAUCUGUCCGGUGCAAACAGUGUGACUUCAUAUUUGGUACCAAUCCUCGAGAUUAUGGGACUUGGUGGUGGAACGGACCGUUCGUUGUUCUUGACUGGCAUGUAUUCGAUGGCGAAGUUUUUUUUCUCACAAUCAUUUCAAGCUUCUUCUUCAUUGAUCUAAUGGGACGUCGCAAGAGUUUGUUUACUGUCGCAACACUCCAGAUGGUCUCUCACAUCUACAUUGCUAUUUAUAUCAAAUACAAACAAAGCGUCCUGGUUUCUACAAGCGCGAGCAAGGUGGCCAUUGCUGCUAUCUUUAUCCACGGCUUUGGAUAUGCUGUCGGUCUUCUAAUUCUCCCAUACGUCUUCGGUGCAGAAAUUUGGCCUACUCACCUCCGAUCCUUUGGUUCAGCUAUGUCGCAGUGCUUCCAUUGGCUUUUCUUCUUUGCCAUCAAUAAAUCAACUCCGUCCCUCCUCGCCAAGACCGACAAUUGGGGCGCAUUCCUGUUCUUUGCGGCGUGGUGUCUCAUUGCAAUCAUCUAUGCCUACUUUGUCAUUCUAGAAACUGCAGGAGAAAGGCUUGAACACUUUGACGAAAUCUUUGAGCAGCCGCUGUGGAAGGCAUACCGUGGUACAAAGCGACCCCAGGCAAUAUGCAUUGAAGCUUGCGAGUUACCUGUUGAACAGCGGAAUAUACCUGUGAAGGGAAAGAAUGAGUCUUUGGAGGGGGUUGUUGAGGUCUAA